CUUUUAUUAAUCUGUGUGACGUGUAAAUUUUUUUAACAUUAUUAAAGAAAAAUUCUACCAAUUUCAUUAUAAAAUAAUAAAAUAUUUCGAAAAUUAUUGCUUGUAUUUAAGUAAAAACAAUCAAUUACAAUAAUGGGUUCAUUCCGUCGUGAAAAAGAAGAUGAAGAAGAGGGUCCUAGUAAUAUCUAUCAAAAUUUGGAGAAAACUUCGGUUUUACAAGAGACACGAGCCUUCAAUGACACUCCCGUCAAUCCCCGGAAAUGUAUACAUAUUUUGACCAAAAUCUUAUAUUUGAUCAAUCAAGGCGAGCAGUUGGGCACACGAGAGGCCACUGACUGCUUCUUUGCCAUGACCAAAUUGUUCCAGUCGAAGGAUGUAGUUUUGCGUCGUAUGGUUUAUUUGGGCAUUAAAGAAUUGUCCUCUAUUGCCGAAGAUGUUAUCAUUGUUACCAGCUCUUUGACUAAAGAUAUGACUGGUAAAGAAGAUUUAUAUAGAGCCGCUGCUAUACGUGCCCUAUGCAGUAUUACUGACAACACAAUGCUUCAAGCAGUGGAGCGUUAUAUGAAACAGUGUAUUGUGGAUAAAAAUGCUGCCGUAUCUUGUGCUGCUUUGGUAAGCUCAUUGAGAUUGGCUGGUACAGCUGGUGAUGUUGUAAAACGUUGGGCCAAUGAGGCCCAGGAGGCUUUGAACAGUGAUAACAUUAUGGUUCAAUAUCAUGCUUUGGGUCUUUUGUAUCAUAUUCGUAAAUCUGAUCGUUUGGCUGUUACCAAAUUGGUAAACAAAUUAACUCGCAAUUCCAUGAAAAGUCCUUAUGCUGUUUGCAUGUUGAUUCGCAUUGCUUGCCGACUAAUUGAGGAAGAAGAUAUUUCGGCCGAUGAAAUGUCUGAAUCUCCCAUGUUCACUUUUAUUGAAUCCUGUUUGCGUCACAAAAGUGAAAUGGUCAUUUAUGAAGCCGCUCAUGCUAUCGUUAAUUUGAAGAAUACCAAUGCUCGUGUUUUAUCACCAGCUUUCUCUAUUCUCCAACUAUUCUGUAGCUCUCCUAAGGCUACUUUACGUUUUGCCGCUGUACGUACUCUUAACAAGGUCGCCAUGACUCAUCCAGCUGCUGUUACCACUUGUAAUUUAGAUUUAGAGGGUCUUAUUGCUGACUCUAAUCGUUCUGUGGCAACACUUGCCAUUACCACUUUAUUAAAAACUGGUGCAGAAUCUUCGGUGGAACGUUUGAUGAAGCAGAUUUCUUCAUUUGUAGCCGAAAUCUCUGAUGAGUUCAAAGUGGUCGUAGUGCAAGCUAUUUGCUCUUUAUGCACAAAAUAUCCACGUAAACACAGUGUUUUGAUGAAUUUCCUUAGUGGCAUGUUGCGUGAGGAAGGUGGUUUGGAAUAUAAAACAUCUAUUGUUGAUACCAUUAUCACUAUUAUUGAAGAAAAUGCUGAAGCUAAAGAAUCUGGUCUCUCACACUUGUGCGAGUUUAUUGAGGAUUGUGAACACGUGUCAUUGGCCGUACGUAUUUUGCAUCUUCUAGGCAAAGAGGGUCCUUUUGCCGUACAACCAUCUAAAUACAUAAGAUUUAUCUACAAUCGUGUUAUUUUGGAAAGUCCAAUAGUAAGAGCUGCUGCUGUUACCGCUUUGGCACAAUUUGGAGCUUCUUGUCCAGCACUUUUGGGCAAUAUACUUGUUCUCUUAGGUCGCUGCCAAAUGGAUCCUGAUGAUGAAGUACGAGAUCGUGCCACUUACUAUUUGCAUCUCUUGCAAACAGAAAAACCAGAAUUAUAUAAACAUUAUAUUAUUGAGCGUGAAACAUGCUCAUUGGCUCUGUUGGAAAAAGCUCUAGUUGAGCAUUUAAGUGGCGAUUGUAAUUCUAGCUUUGAUUUAUCGAUUGUACCCAAAGCCACGGUUGUUAAGGAAGAAGUCAAGGAUGAAGCUAUGCUUAUUUCUAAUGCUCCUCGUGCUCCUAAAAUUACCAGAGAAGAAGAAAGUGCCGCCAGAUUGGCUCAAUUGCCUGGUAUCCAAGCUUUGGGUCCAAUUCAUCGCACUACACCUGCUAUUCAACUUACGGAAAGUGAAACGGAAUACACUGUAUCCUGUAUUAAACAUAUUUUCUCAAAUCAUGUUGUAUUUCAGUUCGAUUGUCUUAACACUUUAUCGGAUCAAAUUUUGGAAAAUGUACGCGUAGAAUUGACUAUACCCGAUGGUUUUAUAACACGUGCGGUUAUACCUUGUCCAAAAUUGCCAUAUAAUGAAUUACAAACCACCUUUGUUAUUGUUGAAUUUCCACAAGAUGUCGGCAGUUCAGCAGCUACAUUUGGAGCCACUUUACGUUUUGUGGUUAAGGAUUGUGAUCCUAAUACUGGUGAACCAGAUUCCGAAGAAGGCUAUGAUGACGAAUAUAUGUUAGAAGAUUUAGAAAUAACGGUAGCUGAUCAAAUACAAAAGAAUAAAAAGAGCAAUUUCCAAGCUGUAUGGGAUGCAGCCGAUACCGAAGAAUGGGUUGAAGCAGAAGAUACCUAUUCCCUAUCGGCUGUUAAUACUUUACAAGAAGCAGUAAAUACAAUUAUAAAGUUCUUAGGUCUAGCACCCGCUAAUCUAUCAGAAAAAGUUCCCGAAGGUGUGGCCACUCAUACAUUACUAUGUUCAGGCACAUUUAGAGGCGGAGCGGAAAUUUUGGUACGUUCAAAAUUAGCCCUAGCUGAUGGUGUUACCAUGCAGUUAACUGUACGUACCACAGAUCCAGAUGUGGCAGAAUUAGUAACAGCAGCCAUUGGAUAGAAUCAAAUUGACCUUUUUGCAGAAACUUCAAUAGCUACGAAGUUUUCCAAUUAAUUCUAAUAACAAUUGAAUACACACAAUAUAAUUUACAUAAAACUCUU
Lucilia cuprina (Australian sheep blowfly) is the source of this 2867-nucleotide messenger RNA. It is a transcript of the gene gammaCOP, whose product is annotated as coatomer subunit gamma. The transcript has 8 exons. NCBI's taxonomy places the organism in Eukaryota, Metazoa, Arthropoda, Insecta, Diptera, Calliphoridae. Gene Ontology annotation, molecular function: structural molecule activity. Gene Ontology annotation, cellular component: Golgi membrane; endoplasmic reticulum-Golgi intermediate compartment; endoplasmic reticulum. The record is from RefSeq and is a predicted model, not a curated record. Gene Ontology annotation, biological process: protein secretion; intra-Golgi vesicle-mediated transport; organelle transport along microtubule. Bases 133 to 2766 code for a protein of 877 amino acids.